Ruditapes philippinarum (Manila clam) is the source of this 1595-nucleotide messenger RNA. Its product is annotated as cytochrome P450 4F1-like. Lineage: Eukaryota; Metazoa; Mollusca; Bivalvia; Venerida; Veneridae. The transcript is spliced from 11 exons. Gene Ontology annotation, molecular function: oxidoreductase activity, acting on paired donors, with incorporation or reduction of molecular oxygen; monooxygenase activity; iron ion binding. The record is from RefSeq and is a predicted model, not a curated record. Bases 55 to 1593 code for a protein of 512 amino acids.
UUAAAACCAAAAGUGCAGUACACACUUCAAUAGAGUUACAAGCUGAUAUACAGAAUGGAAGUGCCUCAUUUUAUUUUGAUUUUACAAACUGUUUUACUAAUAUUUGGAAUUUAUGUUUUGUUCCAUAUUGUGUCAUUUUUAAUAAGUGUCAGGAAAAUUAAGAAGCGUUUUCAUGGAGCGAAAGGACCAGAAAAUUCUCAUUGGUUGCUUGGUAGUUUCGUCAAUUUUCCAGCCGAGCCCCACGCACGUGCUAUGUAUUUGGUAGAGAUGGCUAACAAGUAUGGAAGUGAACAGGGCUACGUUCUGCUGUGGGGUAUGCUAAAGCAGCCCAUCGUUGUUCCAUGUAGCCCGACGGUAAUGGGUAGAAUAUGUAAAAGCAAUGAACCAAAGUCAAAAGGCAUCGGAGGUGCCUAUCGGUUUCUAGAACCAUGGCUGGGCGAGGGAUUGCUUGUUGCCAAUGGUGAAAAAUGGGCGCGAAAUAGACGUCUGCUAACUCCCGCCUUUCACUUUGAGAUUCUCAAACCGUACACCAAAGUGUUCAACCAGGCAGCUGACAUACUUGUGAAAAAGCUGGAUAGAAAAGCGAAAAGUGGGGAGAAAUUUGAGGCUUUUCAGCACGUUUGUUUGUGUACAUUAGAAGUCAUAUUGAAAUGCGCAUUUUCAUACAGUAAAGAUGUACAAAAUGCCGGGGAAACUAACCCAUAUGUGAAAGCGGUGAAUAGGUUAACAGAUGCUGUCACUUACAGAUUCUUACACCCGAUCACAUUUUUCGACUUCUUCUGGAACUUGUGUGCCGUCGGUCGACAGUUCCAAAAGGAUUGUAGUUUUGUUCACUCUGUGGCUGAGGAGAUCAUAGACAAGAGAAAGGCUACCUUGGAUCAGACCGGAAGUCCUAAAGGUAGUCGGUACAUUGACUUUCUUGACAUUCUCCUGACAGCACGUGACGAGGAGGGGCGGAGUCUCACUAGAAAGGAAAUACGAAAUGAAGUUGAUACCUUCUUGUUCGAAGGUCACGAUACAACAGCUAGUGCGUUAUCCUGGAUAUUGUAUUCUCUUGCGGAAAAUCCCGAAUGUCAGCGGAAAUGUCAGACGGAGAUUGACGAAUUACUCGCCGAAAGGGAAUCGGAUGAUUUGGAAUGGUCAGAUCUGAGCAAGUUGGAGUACGUUACCAUGUGUAUUAAAGAAGGCAUGCGCCUUAACGCGCCAGUUCCCGGUGUCAGCCGCGAGACGUCUGAAGAGUUUGAUCUUGGCGACAGAAUUGCGCCAAAAGGGACAAUUGUUCUCAUUAACGUAUGGAUAUUGAACCAUAUGGAGAACGUAUGGGGACCUGACCAUAUGAAAUUUAAUCCCGAACGAUUCUCAAAGGAAAAUAUAGACAAGAUUGAACAUUUUCAAUACGUGCCGUUCUCGGCGGGACCAAGGAAUUGUAUAGGACAGAACUUUGCAAUGAAUGAAGAAAAGGUCAUAUUGUCAAAGCUGUUGAGAAAUUUCACAUUCCGGCUUGAUCCGAACUUUGAGGUGAAGAGGAAUAUAUCCGGUGUUAUGAGGGCAAAAAAUGGAAUUUACAUGUAUGCUGAAAAACGACAACACUGAAA